AUGGCUUCAGCAAGCUCUUACAACUCUCCAUGUGCUGCCUGCAAGUUCUUAAGAAGAAAAUGCAUGCCUGGUUGCAUCUUUGCACCCUACUUCCCACCCGAGGAGCCACAAAAAUUCGCAAACGUUCACAAAAUCUUCGGUGCCAGCAAUGUCACUAAGCUUCUCAAUGAUCUCCUCCCUCACCAGAGAGAAGAUGCAGUGAAUUCACUCGCAUAUGAAGCUGAAGCUCGCGUUAGGGAUCCUGUUUAUGGCUGUGUUGGUGCCAUCUCUUUCCUUCAAAGACAAGUUGAUCGUCUGCAAAAGGAGCUCGAUGCUGCCAAUGCCGACUUAAUUCGAUAUGCAUGCAAUGAGAUCCCAACAGGGACGUUACCAGCUGCAGUGCCACAUUUGAAUUCAAUUCAACCGAUAACACCACGGCAAAGAACCAUGGAUCAUUACCCUACUAGAAGGACCGGAAACAUUGAUGGUGGUGGUAAUGGAGGAGGUGGAUUCUACCAAUCACCACCAUCUUUUCCUUAUCCCUAUGCUAAUCAACUUCAGUGGAACCCUUCUAGUUUCGGUGGUAAUAUGGGCGGUGGUGGUGGAGGCCAAGGUUAA
Lactuca saligna is the source of this 597-nucleotide messenger RNA. NCBI's taxonomy places the organism in Eukaryota, Viridiplantae, Streptophyta, Magnoliopsida, Asterales, Asteraceae. The record is from the annotation of a GenBank genome assembly.